UCGACAAAGCCGCGAGACUCGUAUAAAAACAAGAUAAAUUUGAAAAAAAACGUUCUCCGUCGUCUAAUUUACUGCUAAAUUAGACGAAGGUUUCCAUCGCUAAAUUACAGAAUCCUAAAUUCUCCUGUAGCUCGAGACUAAGUUGAGGAAAUAACAAGAACAGUGCCAAAGUGUGUGUGCCAUAGGAUUAUAUCAGUAUCAACGAAAAAGAAAACAAACGCACACAAUGGAGAGAACGCGGAGGAGUAUACGAAGGACCAUUCUCAGCUUAUUAUUGCCCCUGCUGCUAGCCUUAAGCGUACAUUGCGAGUCACCGUUAGUUGACAGUAGCGCGUUGCCUCUCGAGCACAGAUCGGUAUACGGGCCACCAGCUCAAUAUGGCCCACCACAGUCUCACGGCGCGGAAGAGAAUUGGCCCUUGGCAUCACCGGACACGCCACAAAUAAAGCAUCUUCAAGUGCAGUGUGAAAAGACGCACAUGCGAGUGAACGUGGAAUUCGAUCGUCCGUUUUACGGGAUGAUAUUCAGUAAAGGUUUUUACUCGGAUCCUCAUUGCGUUCAUUUGAAGCCAGGAACCGGUCAUUUGAGCGCAACGUUCGAGAUAUUUUUGAAUUCCUGCGGUAUGAGCAGCUCGGCGAAUCACAAUGCUGCCGCUUACGGAGCACCGACGCCGUCCGGAAGUUACGUCGAGAACACGAUAAUUGUACAGUACGAUCCUUACGUCCAGGAGGUUUGGGAUCAGGCUAGAAAAUUGCGCUGCACGUGGUACGAUUUUUACGAGAAAGCUGUCACAUUCCGACCUUUCCAAGUCGACAUGCUUCACGCCGUUACCGCUAACUUCCUCGGCGACAAUUUACAAUGCUGGAUGCAAAUUCAAGUCGGGAAAGGACCCUGGGCGUCGGAGGUUUCCGGUAUCGUUAAAAUCGGACAGACCAUGACGAUGGUGCUCGCCAUCAAGGAUGACGAAAAUAAGUUUGAUAUGUUGGUGAGAAAUUGCGUUGCUCAUGAUGGCAAAAGAGCACCGAUUCAACUCGUCGACCAAUAUGGAUGCGUCGUCAGGCCCAAGAUCAUGUCCAGAUUCCAAAAGAUCAAGAACUUCGGACCCAGCGCAUCCGUCGUCAGUUUCGCGUACUUCCAGGCUUUCAAAUUCCCCGACAGUAUGAACGUCCACUUCCAGUGCGUUAUCCAAGUGUGCCGCUACAACUGUCCCGAGCCGAAGUGCGGACAUCCGGGUCUCGAGUACGGUGCCCCUUCGGCGUCGAUACCUCAGGAAUACGGCGCACCGGUUCAUCAGGGUCUCUCCGGGGAUUACGGAGCACCGCCUGUUCCUGAAUACGGAAUUCCUCCGGCAUAUCCUGAUCCGCGUCAUCCAAGUGGGCCAGCUGGAGCUUACAGUGAGCCGAAUCCUGACGUAGUGCCAGCACCCCAGGCACAGACUUCGUCUUCGUCCCCAAGUUCGACUCCGGGCGACUCGACGGCAGCCGCGAGUUCACCACAGAGCCAAAGCAAGGACAGCAUACAUUUGCCUCCGCCUCCACUCCCGGGUCAUCCUGCUGGCGCUUAUCAAACCGUGAAACGAAAGGGCACAGUGGGCUCCGACGAACUCGAAGGUAAUCUCGCUACCCUCGGUGGACGACCGAGAUCCGUUGAGGGUUUACCCGCUGAGUUACGAGGUGCCAGGAGACGAAGACACACCGAGCUGGCUGACAAUGACCCUAGCCUAUUCCACACGGUGACUCUCGUAUCGUCACACGUAUACAAACGCGCCGCCCAAGAGAUGACGGACGUAAAUACAUCGAGAAUAAUUCAAGUGGUGGCGCCAGGAGACGUGAAUUUUGCGCUCGGUACGACAAACACGAGUAACGACACAACGGUAGUCAUACAAAACGCGAGUGCAUCGACCGAUCCCGAAACGAUUUGUAUGUCAUUGCCCGGUUUCGUCGGGGGUCUCGUAAUGUUGUUGUUGGUUAUAGUGGUGGCGUCGCUCGUCGCAGCAUUUUUAUUUGUUCGAGUUCGUGCCGUUGAUCGAAAGAACGCCGGUAUGACGAAUACCGGUUUCGCGCAUCCGGUUUAUGCGCCGGAAAAUUGCGGUAUGCCGAAUCCCGAAUUCGUCAAGGUCGCCAAUUGAUUUGUGAAGUUUCACGAAAAGACUGCGAGAAGUGUGGAUCGAAUGAGAGGGAGGAAGAGAGAGAGAGAGAGAGAUGAAGAGAGUAAAAUUAAGAGAAUUUCGGAUGAUCGCAAACGAGAGCGAUGGAUCGGUGAAAAUAACAAAGAGUUCAAUAGUUCGCUGACGAACCGUCGAGUUCGCUGCUCUCCGAAAGGAUUCUUCCUAACUCGAGAGAUUUCUGUUCGAAUUUUCUCGCAGAAUGUUUCGUAUUUUUCUGUCGAACGGACAGUGAGACGAGAGAACGAAGUUUGUCGAGUCUUCGACGUUGAUAUUUGGGAAAAUUGAUGUAAAUAUGAGACGAAAGAAUGAAGAAAAUUUAACGCGACGUGAGUGAGUAGGAGAGACAGGGGCGAAUGAAAAAAUCUCGUUGAAAUGAGUGAUCGAGAAGGCGAAGAAAAUAAAAAGGAGCGAUUCGUCAAACGCGAGGAGGGGAGAGAGCCGCGAAUUAUUCGCGUCCAGCUUCACCAAUGAGUGUCCGCCCUCGUUAAUGCCUUUUUACUCAAAGCUUCUCAGUUGAGAAUGGUUUUUUUUCGUAUUUUCUUUGGCCGUACGUGACAGGAACGCGGUAUUGAUAAAUGUUUUCAAGGCUUCGACUUUUAGCAUUAUUUUUCUUUAUCUCGAUGGCGACGAGACUCGGAAUGAAGCCUCCGGUGGAGCUGGAUCGAUUAUCGUGGCUCUGGAUAAUGAUGUACAUAAAAAAAAAAAAAAAAAAAAAAAACAAACGAUGAAAUGAACAGAGAAUCUCUCGCGGGGAUCGAACAGAGAUAACUUUGCCCAAUACUCGCCAGUUUAUUCCUGCGACCCAAUUGUAUUUCCCUUCCUUCGAUUUUCUUUUCCAUCCUUCGCACCAUCACCAUUCUAUUAUUAUUAUUAUUAUUAUCAUUAUUAUUAUUAAUAUUAUUAUUAUUGUUAUUUAUGCUCGCUAAUGACUUUAACGACUUUUCUCAUCGUCAUUAUUCUCACUCUUGAUCUCGUGAAUCUUUCGAUUUUUCACUCUCGUCUACUCAACAUGUUUUAUUUAUUAUAAUUUAUGUUAGUUAAAAAUAUUGUCCCCCGGAAAGGAAAUUCGUGGACGCGGACGUGGAUUUCGAACUCGCAUGGAAAAGAAUUUGGGCUUAAUCGAGUGUCUGGUUCAUAUGAUAGGAAAAGCUCCAAAGACGAGAAAAGCGAAAGACUCGCGAAAUCCCUCGGUUUUCUCACAUUCGCAGUCAUUUUUUCUUCUUUAUCUUCCUCCCUCUCUUCGCCCCAAUCUCGUCAUCUUUUUUCCUCUCUCGCGACCAAAAAAGCCCCCGAACGAACGAAAAACGGAGCCUUUCGCCUCUUUUUAUUCAACGCGAACUCGUCUCGUUUGAACUCUUUUUCUUGCUGUACGACUAACGCGACAACGCCGCGAAUAUUCGAAGCGACGCGGCGCACGGUCGUUCCUAACCUAACUUAUUGCUCGAAAUCGCCAAGUCAACCCCCCGAAAGAGAGAAGGAGAGAACGAGCCAUUUUCUCAGUUCGAGCUUUUCUCUUUCUCUCUUUCGCUCCAUCCCCACUUUUCCUUAACCCCACACCCUUUCCCACUUUCCCUAGUUGACCCUAAUCAUUAUAUUCCCCGGCUAUAGAGGGAAUAUGUUUUACGUACGUGUCUUAAGCACACAUUCACACAAAUACGCGCGGAUAACUAUACCCAAAAACAAAGAAAGAACGUAGGGAAAUGUAGAACACACCGGCUCGAAUUUAUGAGCGAACGAAGAGAUUCGGGAGGAAAAAAAACGUAUACGCUGACACAUACACUCACACGACGUUACCUACACAUAGGAGACAAACGCAGAUCGCCCGUUGGACGAUCUUCAUCCGCCUACGCGCAACAUCAUUCGUAUAAUUAUAUUUUUUGAUAAAUAUCUUGAGUAAACGAUAAAUUUUAUUUAUAAAAA
Messenger RNA from Venturia canescens, 4087 nucleotides. It is a transcript of the gene dyl, whose product is annotated as dusky-like. NCBI's taxonomy places the organism in Eukaryota, Metazoa, Arthropoda, Insecta, Hymenoptera, Ichneumonidae. The transcript has 6 exons. The record is from RefSeq and is a predicted model, not a curated record. Bases 227 to 2128 code for a protein of 633 amino acids.